Molecule: messenger RNA, 2630 nt
Organism: Oryzias latipes (Japanese medaka)
Lineage: Eukaryota; Metazoa; Chordata; Actinopteri; Beloniformes; Adrianichthyidae
Gene: pfkma
Product: phosphofructokinase, muscle a
Biological process (GO): fructose 1,6-bisphosphate metabolic process; canonical glycolysis; fructose 6-phosphate metabolic process
Cellular component (GO): cytoplasm; membrane; 6-phosphofructokinase complex
Molecular function (GO): ATP binding; 6-phosphofructokinase activity; identical protein binding
Source: RefSeq, a predicted model, not a curated record
CUCCUUCAACUCUUACGGAGCCUAGCUUGAGGUAACAGCACCCUGGUCUUCUGGCUUUUCCCCCUCGUCAGAUAUUUGCCUCGUCUAAACAUGUCCAAGGUUCUUCAUCCCACCAGGGAUCCCACAAAGAUGGGCCUAGGAAAGUCCAUUGCUGUGCUGACUUCAGGUGGAGAUGCCCAAGGUAUGAAUGCUGCAGUCAGAGCAACAGUCAGAGUCGGUCUUUACACCGGAGCUAAAGUCUACUUUGUUCAUGAGGGGUACCAGGGUCUUGUGGAUGGAGGAGAAAAUAUCUGCUCGGCCUCUUGGGAGAGUGUUUCUAUGAUGCUGCAGCUGGGUGGCACUGUCAUCGGCAGCGCUCGCUGCAAAGACUUCCGAACCAGGGAGGGUCGCAUGAAAGCAGCCUGCAACCUGGUGAAGCUGGGCAUUACCAAUCUGUGUGUGAUUGGAGGAGACGGCAGUCUGACAGGAGCCAAUGAGUUCAGGACGGAAUGGAGCGGCCUGCUGGCUGACCUUGUCCGAGCUGGUAAAAUAUCAGCAGAAGAAGCCAAGAAAUCUUCCCACCUGAACAUUGUCGGCAUGGUUGGUUCUAUAGACAAUGACUUUUGUGGUACUGACAUGACCAUUGGCACUGACUCCGCCCUUCAUCGCAUCAUUGAGGUGGUCGAUGCUAUCACCACAACUGCACAAAGCCACCAGAGAACAUUCAUCCUGGAAGUGAUGGGCAGACACUGUGGUUACCUGGCUCUUGUAUCAGCUCUGGCCUGUGGUGCAGACUGGGUUUUCAUUCCGGAGAUGCCUCCCGAUGAGGGCUGGGAGGACCAUUUGUGCAGGAGGCUGAUGGAUCAAAGGAGUCGAGGUUCUCGUUUGAAUGUGAUCAUCGUCGCUGAGGGGGCCAUUUCUAGAGAUGGCAAACCCAUCACUUCUGACCAAAUCAAAAAGUUGGUGACAGACAGGCUUGGCUUCGACACGCGUACAACUGUUCUUGGACAUGUACAGAGAGGUGGAACACCCUCUGCCUUUGACAGAAUCUUGGGCAGCAGGAUGGGAGUAGAGGCAGUGAUGGCCUUGCUGGAGGCCACUCCAGACACUCCUGCCUGUGUGGUCAGCCUGUCUGGAAACCAAGCAGUCAGAUUACCUCUUAUGGAGUGUGUGCAAGUGACAAAAGACGUGACGGCCGCCAUGGCUCAAGGCAAAUUUGAAGACGCCAUCAAGCUCAGAGGGAGGAGUUUUGAGAAUAACUGGAACACAUACAAGCUUCUGGCUCACAUAAAUCCCCCAGAUGUCAAGAGCAACAUCAAUGUGGCGGUUAUGAACAUUGGAGCUCCCUGCGCUGGCAUGAACGCUGCGGUCCGCUCAGCUGUGAAGAUGGGAAUCAUCCAGGGUCACUCCAUGCUAGCUGUCCAUGAUGGUUUUGAUGGACUGGCACAUGGACAGAUUGAACCUAUCACAUGGACUUCAGUGUCCGGCUGGACUGGGAUGGGCGGUUCAAUGCUUGGCACUAAAAGAACUCUUCCAGGAAAAAUGAUGGAAGAAGUCAGCCUGAACAUUGCUAAAUACAACAUUCAUGCUUUGGUGAUCAUUGGUGGAUUUGAAGCCUAUGUUGGAGGCCUGGAGUUGGUUCAGGCAAGAGAGAAAUACGAGGAGGUGUGUAUUCCCAUCGUGGUCAUCCCUGCUACGGUCUCCAACAACGUCCCAGGAUCCGACUUCAGCAUCGGCGCUGACACUGCCCUCAACACCAUAACAUCUACAUGUGACAGAAUCAAGCAGUCUGCGGCUGGUACAAAGCGCAGAGUCUUCAUCGUUGAGACGAUGGGUGGAUAUUGUGGUUACUUGGCCACCAUGGCAGGUCUGGCCGCAGGGGCUGAUGCUGCCUACAUCUUUGAGGAGAAAUUUACCAUCAGAGAUCUGGAGGCAAAUGUGGAGCAUCUUUUGGAAAAGAUGAAGACGACUGUAAAGAGAGGACUGAUUCUCAGGAAUGAAAACUGCAAUUCCAACUACACGACUGACUUCAUCUUCAGCCUUUACUCAGAGGAAGGCAAAGGCGUCUUUGACUGCCGUAAAAAUGUCCUGGGACACAUGCAGCAGGGUGGUACUCCAACACCCUUCGACAGGAACUUUGCCACAAAGAUGGGUGCCAAGUCUGUUUUAUGGUUGACUGAGAAGCUCAAGGAGUGCUACAGGCAUGGUCGUAUCUUUGCCAACACACCAGACUCCGCCUGUGUUUUGGGCAUGAGGAAGAGGGCUCUCAACUUCCAGCCUCUUGCUGACCUAAAAGCAGACACAGAUUUUGAGCACCGGAUCCCAAAGACACAGUGGUGGCUAAAAAUCAGACCCAUCAUGAAGAUCCUAGCCAAAUAUGACAUCAAACUGGACACAUCUGAACAUGCUAACUUGGAGCACGUGGUCAACAAGACGGGUUCUUUGAAGAAAUAGAGCCCAUAGCUGAGCAAAACCUCUCCAUAUAAAUGAUAAAAGUAUCUAAAACACUCUUUUCUUGUGCUGUCACUCUUUUCCAUCCAGUAGAAUUAGCAAAAUAAUUAUCAAAAACAGGACCAACUGGCAGGAAAAAAGUAAUGAAAUAUUAAUUAGGAAAAUACUGUUUGCUGUCAAUAAAUUUGGUUAUUAUGUGU